AUUUUCUUUUUACGCUAAAAAUAUCAAUGUGGAUAUUCUUGUUGUCGAGCGUUUAGCGUCCGCCGCCGUCCUUUCCGGAGACCAAAACAAACGGACGACCAUGGCUAAGAGAACGAAGAAAGCUGGUAUCGUGGGCAAGUAUGGUACCCGUUAUGGUGCCUCACUUCGUAAAAUGGUGAAGAAGAUGGAAAUCACCCAACACAAGAGACACACUUGCACCUUUUGUGGAAAGGAGGCAAUGCGUCGUAAAGCAACUGGUAUUUGGUCCUGCAAGCCUUGCCGUCGCACAGUUGCUGGAGGUGCAUAUACAUACUCUACUGUCGCUGCUGCUGGUGUGCGAUCCUUUAUUAGGAGGAACAAGGAUUUGAAGGAGAAAGAAGCAGCAUAAAUAAAUUGAUUAUUUAGAAA
Homarus americanus (American lobster) is the source of this 408-nucleotide messenger RNA. It is a transcript of the gene RpL37A, whose product is annotated as 60S ribosomal protein L37a-like. The coding region runs from base 101 to 388 and encodes 95 amino acids. Gene Ontology annotation, cellular component: ribosome. The record is from RefSeq and is a predicted model, not a curated record. Gene Ontology annotation, biological process: translation. The transcript is spliced from 3 exons. Gene Ontology annotation, molecular function: structural constituent of ribosome. Lineage: Eukaryota; Metazoa; Arthropoda; Malacostraca; Decapoda; Nephropidae.